This is a messenger RNA of Dendronephthya gigantea, 3492 nucleotides long. Its product is annotated as serine/threonine-protein phosphatase 6 regulatory ankyrin repeat subunit A-like. The coding region runs from base 1 to 3492 and encodes 1163 amino acids. The record is from RefSeq and is a predicted model, not a curated record. Lineage: Eukaryota; Metazoa; Cnidaria; Anthozoa; Malacalcyonacea; Nephtheidae. The transcript is spliced from 4 exons. Gene Ontology annotation, molecular function: protein binding.
AUGUUAAAUAAUUAUGUAGGUAUUGAGAAGAAGAAAGAGGCAAGUGGAAGCACAAAUGUCUGCGAAGAAGGAAAACAGAAAUUUUGGGAUGAAAUAAAAAAGCAAGUUGAAUGUGGUGAAAACAAAGAAGAUCGUUGGAAGACGACGAUUCUUUGUCGUGCUUUUCAGUUUUGUCCAGUAGAUCCGAAAAUUGUCAAGUAUUUAGUUGAACAUGGAGCAGACGUCUAUUCCAACAACGAAGAUGGUGAAACCGUUUUGUCGAUAGCGACGAGAAAUGGUUUAUUUGAUCUUGUUAAGUAUUUUGUUCAAUAUGGCCCUGAACAUAAUUUUCAAAACGAAUCCAAAGUUCUUCAGGAUGCAAUACAGUCUCGGUCAUUAGAAAUUGUGAAAUAUUUCGUUGAAGAUUGUGGGGCUGAUAUACAUUGUAAAGAUGAUUCGGGAAAUACUGCCUUACAUCAUGCUGUUUAUGUUGGUUGCACAGAAAUUGUCAAGUACUUAGUUAAACAAUGCGGUGCAGACAUGAAUGCUAGGAAUCCAGACGGGGGGACAAUGCUACAACUUGCUGUUACAGAAGGUACGCUAGAAUUGGUGAAAUAUCUUGUUGAACAGGGCGCUGAUGUAAAUGGCCAGGGUACUGACGGGUGGACAGUGCUGCACGCUGCUGUUACAAAAUCUACUCCAGAAGUUGUAAAAUAUCUUGUUGAAAAUGGCGCUGUUGUAAACGGCAAGGAUACUACAGACGGCUGGACAGUAUUGCACUAUGCUGUUUCCUAUAGUUCAUUAGAUAUGAUGAAACAUCUUGUUGAACUGUGGGCAGAUGUAAAUGGCAAAAAGACCGAUGGGUGGACAGUGCUGCAUGAUGCUGUUUCUAAAGGUACGCUAGAAAAGGUAAAAUAUCUUGUUCAAAUGGGCGCUAAUGUAAAUAGUAAGCGCAAUGGCGGGUGGACGGUGCUUUACGAUGCUAUUUCUAAAGGUACGCUAGAAGUUGUAAAAUAUCUAGUAGAAAUGGGCGCUGAUGUGAAUGCCAAGGAUGCCACUUACGAUUGGACAAUGCUUCACUCUGCUGUUACUGAAGGUACGCCAGCAAUGGUAAAAUAUCUUCUUGAAAUGGGCGCUAAUGUAAAUAGCGAGGAUAGUAAGGGAUGGACGGUGCUGCGCCAUGCGAUUUUCAAAGGCACACUAGAAAUAAUAGAAUGUCUUGUUGAACAUGGUGCUAAUGUUAAUGACAGAACUGAAAUGCAAUCAGUUCUGCACUGUGCACUGUGUGUUACUCAAGAUACUUUAGAAAUAGUAAACUGCCCUGCUGAGAAGGGCGCUGAUGUCAAUUGUAAGAAGACUACCGGGGAAACAGUGUUGCACUCUGCUUUUUCUAAAGGCAGGACAGAUAUAGUAAAAUAUCUUGUUCAGAAGGGCGCUGAUGUAAAUGUCAAGAAUACUUACGGGAAGACAGUGCUGCACUCUGCUGUUACUGAAGGUAACUUAGAAAUGGUGAAAUAUCUUUUGGCAAAUGGGGCUGAUGUAAAUGUCAAGAAUACUCACGGAAGGACAGUGUUGCACAGUGUUGUUGUAAAAGGUUUGUUAGAAAUGGUAGAAUAUCUUGUGGAGAAUGGCGCUGAUGUAAAUAGCAAGAAUAUCCACGGGAAGACAGUCCUGCACUCUGCAGUUUCUACAGGUACUUUAGAAAUGGUGAAAUAUCUUGUGGGAAAUGGCGCUGAUGUAAAUGGAAAAAAGAAUAACGGAUGGACAGUGUUGCACAGAGCUGUUGUAAAAGGUUCGCUAGAGAUUGUGAAAUAUCUUGUGGAAAAUGGCGCUGAUGUAAAUGGAACAAAUGCUGACGGGUGGAGAGUUUUGCAUUGUGCUAUUGCAGUUGGUAAAUUAGACAUUGUUCAAUGUCUCGUUGACCAGGGUGCUGAUGUAAAUAGCAUCAAUACUAACGGAGAGACAAUGCUGCACAGUGCUGUAAUAAGAGGUAAGCUUGAAAUAGCUUACUUUUUCGUUGAGAAGGGCGCUGACGUAAAUGCCCAGAGAAAUGACGGGAAGACAGUCCUGCACUCGGCUGUUGCUGAAGGUACUUUAGAAAUGGUAAAAUAUCUUGUCGAAAAUAGCGCUGAUGUAAAUGGAACAGAUCCUGACGGGUGGACAGUUUUGUUUUGCGCUAUUGCAGUUGGUGAAUUAGACAUUGUUGAAUAUCUCGUUGACCAAGGUGCUGAUGUAAAUAGCAUCAAAACUAACGGAGAGACAAUGCUACACAGUGCUGUAAUGGUAGAUGAGCUUGAAAUAGCUUACUUUCUCGUUGAGAAGGGCGCUGACGUAAAUGCCCAGAGAAAUGACGGGAAGACAGUCCUGCACUCGGCUGUUACUAAAGGUGCUGAUGUAAAUAGCAUCAAUACUAACGGAGAGACAAUGCUGCACAGUGCUGUAAUAAGAGAAAUGGUGAAAUAUCUUGUGGGACAUGGCGCUGAUGUAAACGUAAAAAGGAAUAGCGGAUGGACAGUCCUGCACAGUGCUGUUGGAAAAGGUUCGCUAAAAAUGGUAGAAUAUCUUGUCGAGAAGGGGGCUGAUGUAAAUGCCAAGAAUACUCACGGGGGGACAGCGCUGCACUCUGCUGUUUCUGAGGGUACGCUAGAUAUGGUAAAAUAUCUUGUGGGAAAUGGCGCUGAUGUAAAUGGAAAAAAGAAUAGCGGAUGGACAGUCCUGCACAGUGCUGUUGUGAAAGGUUCGCUAAAAAUUGUAGAGUAUCUUGUUGAGAAGGGCGCUGAUGUAAAUUGUAAGGAGACUAACGGGAAAACAUUGAAAACAGUGCUGCACCUUGCUGUUAUUCUAGGUAGGCUAGAAAUAGUAGAAUAUCUUUUUGAAAUGCGGGCUGAUGUAAAUGGCAAAGAUAAUGACGGGGGGACAGUGCUGCACUCUGCUGUUACCGAAGGUACCUUAGAAAUGGUAAAAUAUCUUGUUCAGAAGGGGGCUGAUGUAAAUGCCAAGAAUACUCACGGGGAGACAGUACUGCACUCUGCUAUUUCUGAAGGUACUCUAGAAAUGGUGAAAUAUCUUGUUGAACAAGGCGCUGAUGUAAAUGGCCAGCGUUCUGACGGGUGGACAGUGCUGCAGGCUGCUGUUGCAAAAUCUACUCCAGAAGUUGUAAAAUAUCUUGUUGAAAAUGGCGCUGUUGUAAACAGCAAGGAUACUACGGACGGCUGGACAGCACUGCACUGUGCUGUUUCCUAUAGUUCAUUACAGACGAUGAAACAUCUUGUUGAUCUGGGGGCAGAUGUAAAUGGCAAAAAGACCGAUGGGUGGACAGUGCUGCACUCUGCUAUUUUUGAAGGUACGCUAGCAAUGGUGAAAUAUCUUGUGGAAAAUGGCGCUGAUGUAAAUGGAAAAACGAAUAGCGGAUGGACAGUCAUGCACAGUGCUGUUGUGAAAGGUUCGCUAGAAAUGGUAGAGUAUCUUGUUGAAGAGGGCGCUGAGGCUAGAAAUGGUAGAAUACCUUUUUGA